Molecule: messenger RNA, 828 nt
Organism: Colletotrichum siamense
Lineage: Eukaryota; Fungi; Ascomycota; Sordariomycetes; Glomerellales; Glomerellaceae
Exons: 3
Coding region: 1-828 (275 amino acids)
Source: RefSeq, a predicted model, not a curated record
AUGUCUAAGCCGGGCCAAUUCCGCGCAGAUCUUCCUGAGCUUGCGCGCCUUCUGCUCAAAGAUGGACCACAAAGAACAAGACCGACUGCCCGCCGUGUUCGGGUCAUACUGAAUCAAACGUUCAUCGUCGAUACGACGAAGGCUAUGCAUGUCUGGGAGCACAUUGCCUACCCGCAGUACUACGUGCCUACCACAGCCCUGAAGAACUGCAAAAUCAAAGACAAGAAAACAAUCAACGCGACCGACGACGCUUCAUCGCCUGCUGCUGCUGUGGUAGAACUCACCAUUCCUGCUCACGAUGGCGUUGGCGAGUUCACCACAGAUCGCGCGUUGCGGUUCUCCGACGACGAAAAGUUGAGCGGAGCAUUGAAGGGUAUGAUCCGACUUGAAUUCGGAAGCAUGGACCAAUGGCUCGAGGAAGAGGUCCCCAUCUACGUCCACCCGAAAGACCCCUUCAAGCGCAUUGAUAUCCUUCCGUCUAAGAGAUCAGUUGAAGUGCAAGUUGCCGGUAAGACGGUGGCCAAGUCAGAUUACGCGGUCCACUUGUUAGAGACGUACUUGCCGACGAGGUAUUACUUGCCGCUUGCUUCAGUCGACCAGCUCGUUCUCCGGAAAAGUGACCUUAUAACCAGUUGUCCCUACAAAGGGGAUGCGGAGUAUUACCAUGUCGUCAUUGAUGGUGAGGAGCACAAGAACCUGGUCUGGUAUUACAGGACAACCACACAUGAGAGCGCAGGAAUAGCCGGGCUUUUGUCCUUCUACAACGAGAAGGUGGAUAUCAUUCUUGAUGGGGAGUUGCUCGAGAGACCCGAGACGUUCUUCUCAUAG